Messenger RNA from Anopheles coluzzii, 1958 nucleotides. Its product is annotated as aldehyde dehydrogenase 1A1-like. The coding region runs from base 400 to 1869 and encodes 489 amino acids. The transcript has 4 exons. The record is from RefSeq and is a predicted model, not a curated record. Gene Ontology annotation, molecular function: aldehyde dehydrogenase (NAD+) activity. Lineage: Eukaryota; Metazoa; Arthropoda; Insecta; Diptera; Culicidae.
GAAGCGAACGUUGUUUAUCAACGCCCUCCUGUUCCCUUCCCAUCGUUAGUGUGUGGCGCUACACUUGUGGCUAAGAAUAACACACCGAAGCAGAAGUACGUUAGCCCUGUCUCGCAUACACACAAACGCACAGCGAGAGAACCGGCCGGCAGUUAGCGUUUGGUGGAUCAUCAACAUCGCUAUCAAUUUCGGUACGCUGGUCGUCGUGACAGCGCGGUGUUGGCCUUGGGCAGCAAGAAGCAACAGAAGCGACGCAUUUGGAGCAUUGACCAUCGCGGCCGCGAAUUAGUCCGGUGUGAAGCGUUCUAGCAAGAGCACAGUGUUGUACGCCAGUGUUCGUCCGCCAGUUCGUCCGUAGUAUCGUUCGUGUAUCGUGCUUGAAAAAAAAGGUGAAAGAAAAUGGCAAACCCCAAGCAGGAGAUCAAAUACACCAAACUCUUCAUCAACAACGAGUUUGUCGAUGCGAAGAGUGGCAAAACGUUUGCGACGCUCAAUCCGACCACCGAGCAGCCGAUCGUGUCCGUCGCCGAGGGUGACAAGGACGAUGUGGAGGCGGCGGUCCGGGCGGCCAAGGCCGCCUUCGCCCGGUCCGCACCGUGGCGCCAGAUGGACGCCUCGGGCCGGGGCCGGCUGCUGAACCGGCUGGCCGAUCUGAUGCAGCGCGAUAUCGAUACGCUCGCGAACCUGGAAUCGCUCGACAAUGGCAAAACGUUCGGCGACUCGCAGUUCGACAUUACGUGCGCGAUCGACACGUUCCGGUACUACGCGGGCUGGGCGGACAAGAUCCACGGCAGUACGGUGCCGUCGGACGGACCGGUUCUGACGUACAUCCGCAAGGAACCGGUCGGCGUCGUCGGGCAGAUCAUCCCCUGGAACUAUCCGAUCCUGAUGCUGACCUGGAAGUGGGCGCCGGCCUUGGCGGCCGGCUGCACGCUGGUGCUGAAACCGGCCGAACAGACACCGCUGAGCGCACUGCACAUGGCGGCGCUGUCGAAGGAGGCCGGAUUUCCGGACGGCGUGAUCAACGUGGUGAACGGGUUCGGGCCGACGGUCGGUGCCGCGAUCGUCGCCCACCCGGACAUCCGGAAGGUGGCGUUCACCGGGUCGGUCGAGACGGGCCGCAUCAUCCUGAGCGGGGCGUCCACGUCCAACCUGAAGAAGGUUUCGCUCGAGCUGGGCGGCAAGAGCCCGCUGGUGAUAUUCAACGAUGCUGAUCUGGACGAAGCGGUUGAAAUUGCCCACAAUGCCAUCUUCGCUAACCACGGCCAGAACUGCUGCGCCGGUAGCCGCACGUUCGUGCAGGAGGGCAUCUACGAUGCGUUCGUGGCGAAGGCGGCUGAGAUGGCCCGCCAGCGCAAGGUGGGCGAUGCGUUCCAGGACGGCGUCCAGCAGGGACCGCAGGUGGACGAGGAGCAGUUCAAAAAGAUUCUCGGCUACAUUGAGUCGGCCCAGGCCGAGGGCGCCCAGCUGCAGGCCGGUGGCAAGCGUGCCGGUACGGUGGGCUACUUCGUGGAGCCGACCGUCUUCUCGAACGUGACCGACGGCAUGAAGAUUGCGCGCGAGGAAAUCUUUGGCCCGGUGCAGAGCAUCCUGAAGUUCAGCACGCUGGACGAGGUGAUCGAGCGGGCGAACAGCACCGAGUACGGGCUGGCGGCCGGUGUCGUCACCAAGGACAUCAAUACCGCGAUCACCUUCACGAACGCGGUCGAGGCGGGCUCCGUGUGGGUGAACUGCUACGAUUAUGUGGUGCCGACGACGCCGUUCGGCGGCUACAAGCAGUCCGGAAGUGGCCGCGAGCUCGGCUACAGCGGCAUUGAGCUGUAUCUGGAAACGAAAUCCGUCACGAUCAAGCUGCCGGCGAAGGUGUGAGCGUGAUGAUGUACUACUGGAAGAGCUGUGCUUUUUUGUGAGCGUCUUCUGCGGGAAGUAAUAAAGUAACCGAACAUGCCCAUUUCGCA